Messenger RNA from Lichtheimia ornata, 1518 nucleotides. RefSeq lists its product as uncharacterized. Gene Ontology annotation, molecular function: protein-macromolecule adaptor activity. The coding region runs from base 1 to 1518 and encodes 505 amino acids. NCBI's taxonomy places the organism in Eukaryota, Fungi, Mucoromycota, Mucoromycetes, Mucorales, Lichtheimiaceae. Gene Ontology annotation, cellular component: peroxisomal membrane. Gene Ontology annotation, biological process: protein import into peroxisome membrane. The transcript has 7 exons. The record is from RefSeq and is a predicted model, not a curated record.
AUGCCAUUCCUUCAGUCUCUUAAAGAUUAUGCAAAGCGACACCGAAAAGGCCUAAUGGUCACUGCUGCUAUUGGUGGUGGCAGUUAUCUGCUCGGUCGUUAUGCGACAGAAAAGCUACGCGAUUUCCAAGAAAAGACAAUGACAGAGCGUGUGGCAAAGGAAAAUCUCAAACGACGCUUUCAGCAAAACCAAAACGACUGCGUAUUUACAGUACUCUCCUUGUUACCAACACUGGGCGAUCAGAUUUUGAACGAGAUGAAUAUCGAAGCAGUCUGGGCCAAAUUGCAAGAAGCACGUAAAGCUGAACGACUUGAGCAGAAACGGUUACGAGAACAAGCUGCCGCUGAAGCCGAAGCUGCCAAAGCUGCUGCCGAAGCUGCUGCUGCAUCUACAACAACUACAGCGACCGAAGAAGAAGAGAAUGAAAAGGAAAAGGAGAGUACAACAGCUACCAAAGAGCAAGACCAGCACGUGGAUGAAUCAAAAGAAAAGGGAGAGGAUGCAUCAACCCAAAAACCUUUGGAUGAGAGCGUCAGCAGCCUUGGUGCAUCUGUCGGCAGCCUUGGUACAUCGAUACAAUCGGAAGGAGGAUCAUCACCAGUGACACCCGGUCUCUUGGAUAAAGAUGAGAAAUACAAGUUAUGGGAAGAGAUCAAGAUGAAGAGCUUUACGCGAUCAUUGACAUCGAUUUAUUCUCUUACGCUCUUGACCUUGUUGACACAUCUUCAGCUUAAUUUACUGGGCAGAUUCACCUAUGUAUGGUCCGUGUCAGUGUUGAAUCGAAGCGAGCCAACUAUUCGACUACAACAUGCCGAUGAAGAGCCAGAAGGCGGUUUCCUUGAUCCACAAACAGAACGCAUGUUCCUUAGUGCCAGCUGGUGGUUGCUUCAUCGUGGUUGGAGACUUUGCGCAAAACGUGUCGAAGAAGCAGUAGAGGAUGUGGUCAGCGGCCUACCUUUGAAACGUAUCCUUACGCAUGAAGAUGCUGAAAACCUGAUUAGCAAGUUGCGACGACGUGUGGAAUAUGAGCGUGAUGGCAUCUCACCUGUGAGCUGUCGAUCAUGGAUGCUACCUGAGACGGAUGAGGAAAUCCAAGAGUUCUUGAUGCAAGCAGGGUUCGCAGAGAAAUACCCUGAGAACGAGGCAACUCUUCAACUGAAAAAGCUGCUGGAUGAAACAAAGGAUUAUAUUGAUAGUCCUGAUUUUACAGCUGUCCUUGGAUCAUGUCUCGAUGAAGUCUUUGCAAUCUUUGAUCAUCAUGCAUUUGCCAAGGCGCUUUUGCCAGGGGCUGGACCUAUGGAUCUUUCAGGACAACGCAUUCAAGAAAUCAAUGAUAAUGAGGUUGUGGAAGUAACCAAAAAAGUGACACUUGCAAAUCUACUACCUGCUAUCGGUCGACAAGCUCAUCUGGCAAUUUCUGGCAAUGAAUACUUGAACGCAUUUGCAUACAUCAAGGAGCUCCAAGCGUUCUCGGCAAUGAUUUACACACAAUACGGCGAGGAAAUUACUCAAGCUUGA